Gongylonema pulchrum is the source of this 240-nucleotide messenger RNA. The record is from the annotation of a GenBank genome assembly. Lineage: Eukaryota; Metazoa; Nematoda; Chromadorea; Rhabditida; Gongylonematidae.
AUGCUUCAGGUGCGAACACAAUAUUUGACAGACACCGCUCUGCUGCAGUUGUGUACCCUUGGCACCGGACCGUUUUUUGUGGAUAAUGUUGGCGAGCUGCAGAUGCAAUCGAUUACGCUUCUUUCAGCAAUUUUCUCCCGUCAUGAUCACUGUCGGCAAAACAUAGUUCAGGUUUGUUUGAUACUGCUUGAUCCUUUCCAGCAUUCAGCAAUGGCUGGGAUUGAUAUCCUACAGCAAUAA